UGGUUGUUCAAAGAGCGCGUAAAAUGUUAUUUUCGGAAUUUACUGUCGUUCUCCGCCCAUAAAUUUGAGUAUAAAUAUUUAAGUCUUUUUCCUAUUUUCCUCCUCUUCUAACAUUAUUCUAUUCUAUGAAAUCUCUCUCUUUUAUUGCCCUUACAGUCCUAACUGCUGUCAAUGCAGCUAGUGUUACAUUUAAAGUAAUUGCACCUGAAUGUAAUACGGACGUUCAAGUCGAUAUCAAUGGUCAAUUGACCAAACUCACUGCUUCGGAUCCUGAUGUUCCUUAUUACACCGGUACUGCCGAAUUAGCAGAUGAUGCUACUUACAAGUAUGUUGUUGACGGUACAGCCGAAGAUUGUACUCGUAGUUUGGAGGAGGGCUCUUCCACUCGUAAUGAGUUCUAUAACCGUCCAAUUACUUAUGCAGAUAUUCCAGAAUUGCCUAGCAUUCUUACUAACGGUAGUUGGACUCGUGGUGCUACCAGUCAUCCUAUCUGGGACAGUAACUACAUUCCAUCCGUUUUCGUUACUGCUAAUGAGGAAGAAAUGGAAAACUUGAUUUUAAACGUACCCAAGGAUGUCUAUUCUGCAAAAAUUACUGUUAUUGGUCCUGACGAAGUUAAUACUUUUGAGAACUGUACCGUGAAUCUCCAUCGUCCUGGCCGUAAAAACAAUGAUGCUAAACAAAGUUGGGUUUAUACCCUUCCUGAAGGUCAAUUAUUGGCUAGCCGUAGCACAUUCAAGCUCAGACAUCAAGAAGAAGAUCCUACCCAAAUCCGUGAAAAGCUCUAUGCAGAUAUCUCUAGAAAGAUGGGUACAUAUGCCAAUGAAGCUAAUAUGGUCCGUCUCUUUGUGAACAAGGAAGGCAUGGGAACUUUUAAUAUGCUCGAUGAUGUGAUCAAGUAUUCUUACAUUGAUGCUAUGUUCAACAAUGGUACUGAGUCUACUGAGAUGGGUGGUCUGUUUGAUGGUGGAUCUGGCGCUACCUUUGACCCUGCUGAUGGCUACUACAGUUUCACUCCUAAUGAAGAAUCUCCUUUUGCACAAGAAGACAUCGAGCCUUUUGCUACCAAAUUCGAAGCUGUUGAUUUCUCCAAUGAUGCUCAAGUGCAAGCCAUUGCUGAUUACUUUGACUACGAUCAAUUCCUCCGUUUCAUGGUGAUCGAGUUCCUUACUGGUGAUUGGGAUGGUUAUUGGAUGGAACAGACCAAUAUUGGUGCAUAUAUUGCUGCUGAUGAGAAUGACAAGAUGUAUUUUCUUGCCCAAGAUUUUGAUGCUACCUUUGGUGUUAACCUUGCCUAUGAAGAUGACUUUGUCGAACUUCCUUAUACCGAUUACCCUACCAAGUUCCCCAAGGCUGUCUUGAUCAACAAACUUUUAGAAAAUCCUACCGUCAAGUCUACUUUUGAAUCUUAUCUCCGUACUACUGUUAUCGAGAUUUUCAACAAUGCUACUCUUGGAAACUACGUUAAUGCUCGUCAUGAAUUCAUCUAUCCUGAUCUUGAAUGGGAUCGUUCUAUCAAGCAAAGAUCUCCUGGUAACAUUUUUGGUUGGACUGCUGAGCAAACUACCCAAAACUUAGUUGAAGGUGUUACUGCUCCUGGUGCAAGCACCGGUGGUGCUGCCUUUGGUAUUUUGGAAUGGGUUUCAGAAAAGGAAGCUGCUGUCAAGGCAGCUCUUAGCAUUUCCGACGAUGAAAUUUCAAAGCCUGCUGCUAAAACUGAACCUGUUGCCAAAGUAGAGCCUGUCGCUAAAACAGAGCCUGUCACUCAAACUCCUGCUGUCACAGAGGACGAAACUGCAGAAGAGGAUACUACAGAUGAAGAUGUUAACGAAGACCUUUCUGGCUCAUCUAUCAAGGCUGCUUCUGUCGAACAAGUUGACAGUGCUGCAAAUGGAAAAUAUAUCCCUCAAGUCUUAUCAACUCUCGCCAUCGUUGGCGCCGUUACUGCGUUACUUUAAAUUAUUAAUUCUAUAUCUCAUUUAACCCUUCUCAUCAUUUUUUCCUUCCCAAUAUACAAUAUAAUAAAUAAUUGUCACAUGCUUCCAAGUUC
Messenger RNA from Mucor mucedo, 2050 nucleotides. RefSeq names its product coth protein-domain-containing protein. The record is from RefSeq and is a predicted model, not a curated record. Bases 126 to 1958 code for a protein of 610 amino acids. NCBI's taxonomy places the organism in Eukaryota, Fungi, Mucoromycota, Mucoromycetes, Mucorales, Mucoraceae. The transcript has 3 exons.